Molecule: messenger RNA, 951 nt
Organism: Dermacentor albipictus
Lineage: Eukaryota; Metazoa; Arthropoda; Arachnida; Ixodida; Ixodidae
Product: NADH-cytochrome b5 reductase 3-like
Molecular function (GO): oxidoreductase activity
Source: RefSeq, a predicted model, not a curated record
AUGGCCGCGAUGCCCGCCUUCUCGCUCCCGUGGGGCCGGCGACGGCUGCUCCUGGUCGUAGCCGGCGCCGCGACCGCAGCCGGGGCGCUGGCCGUUCUGGUGGUGCUGGCCCGCCGGCUGCGCCUGCUGCUCGCCGGCGACGUGCUGCUCGCGGACCAGGGCGCCUACUACACGGUCGCGCUGCAGGACCGGAUGCUGCUGACGCACAACGUGCGCCUGCUGCGGUUCUCGCUGCCCGACCCGUCGCAGCGGCUCGGCCUCCGCCCCGGCGAGCACGUGUACCUGCACGCGCACCAGGGCGGCCGCGCGGUCGUGCGCCCCUACACGCCGGUCAGCCUCUGCGACAAGCGCGGCACCUUCGACCUGAUCGUCAAGGUGUACGUGGGCGACGCCUCGGCGGCAGUUCCCGGCGGCGGAGUCAUGUCGCAGUACCUGGACCAGCUCGCGCCCGGAGACGAGAUCCAGGUGCAGGGACCCAAGGGCCGGUUCGUGUACGAAGGGCGCGGCCGCUUCGCGCUGGUGCGCGACCCCUACCGCCGGCUGCCGCCGGCGGUCCGGCUGGGACUGAUCGCGGCCGGGUCGGGCAUCACCCCGAUGCUGCAGCUGCUGCGGCACAUGUUCGCCGACCCGCUGGAUCGCACCGACGUCGUCAUGGUGGACGUCAACUCCACGCAGGACGACAUCAUCGCCCGCGAAGAGCUCGACGGUUACGCGCAGCUCUUCAGCGGCAACUUCAGCAUCUGGCACGUGCUGAGCAAGCUGCCGGCGACUGGCGCGCCGGCCAACUUCCUCCAGGGCCGACUGACCGCGGAGAUACUGGCCGCGCGGCUGCCGCCUCCUGGCGUCGACACGAUGGUGCUGUGCUGCGGGCCUCCGCGUCUCAUCAGCGAGGUGUGCAAGCCGGCGCUGAGGGACAUCGGCCACUCGGCCGAGCAGGUGCUCAUCUUUUGA